This is a messenger RNA of Tarenaya hassleriana, 1109 nucleotides long. RefSeq lists its product as uncharacterized. Lineage: Eukaryota; Viridiplantae; Streptophyta; Magnoliopsida; Brassicales; Cleomaceae. The transcript has 5 exons. The coding region runs from base 97 to 801 and encodes 234 amino acids. The record is from RefSeq and is a predicted model, not a curated record.
AAUUCCCGGUAUGAGCAAAAUAUAGGUUUCUUCUUUUCAUCUUCUUCACUUACCUCGACCGCUUGAAAAAUCGUCUGCCGGAGUAUUAGCGCCACCAUGUUCUCAGCUGUCAGACGGCUCAGAGCAUCUCCGCCAUGGCUCCGACUCGGUGUUUCCCAGCUCCGGUUCGAGAGGACGCAGGCAGGUCAGAACAGGCGGCGGAGCAAGUUGCCGUCGCUGCCGCUGGAGAAGGCGGAUGAGAAAUCGGAGUGGUGGGCCGUUGACGGAGAGAUGCACGAGAUCGGAGAUCACGUCCCUCCGCGUGAACGAUUCGUCAUCGCCAGGGACAAUAUACCCAACAGACGCCGCAAGCAGCUCCGCGAGCAGUUCAUGCGCCGCACGCGACUCGUCCUCAAAGAAUCGGAACAUGAGCCGUGGUGCAAAAAGUACAUGGAAUUGUAUAACGAGCUUAGAGAGAAUUGGGAGAGGCUUUACUGGGAUGAAGGCUAUUCCAAAAAGAUUGCAAGGGAUCAUGCAAACUAUGAAUCUGCUGAGGAAGAUGAUGAAGACUUUAAUCCAUACAGAAGCAGGCGGCCGCAUGGUGAUCAUAUGAAGGACCAGGGUUUCAAUAAACCCGCACAAGCUGGUAACUGGGAUAAAGUCAGUCAAAUUCGGGACCGAUUUGAAUAUGACAGAGAACGGAGAAUGAGAGAAAAAGCCUUUGCGCCGAUGAACGCUGCACCGACUUCCUCGGAUUCAAGAGACUCGAGUUGGAACAGGCAGAGACGGCCCCUAGAUACCAAGAAAUACUUGAGGGAUUGAAUCCAUCAGCUUCUCCAGAUUUCAAGCAGUUCCAAUGUCAUGGGAACGUAGAUCCAAUGAAACUCCGACUUAUAUCUGCAAAAACAUGUGAUAGGAUCGACAAGAAGCUGACCCAAACGACUGGGUUUGCGCGGCAGAAAUGUUAACCGAGGUGCGGAGAUUUUGUCGGACUUGAACCAAUGAACCCGUCAGCGUUUAGGAUUCAGUUUGAAGCAAGUUCGUAAAUGUUUGUUCUCCACAGGGUUUUACAACAAUUAAGUCACGAGGUUUUCGAAAUUACAUAAUAACCCCUUAUCUUUUCAUUUUCA